AUGCUUGUUGCAAAUCUCCUUAAACCCACAAUGCUUUGGCUACGAAUCCAUAGCUCUCUAAGUCAAGCAGGCAAUCUCUAGGAAUUAAAAGUUGAUACAACAGGGAUAUACUUGAGCCCUAUCAUCUCCUUCAUGAGCUCCAGAGCUUCCUUCAUGCAUCCCUUCUUGCAAUAUUCUUGAAUCAAACUAGCAUAAACUAGAUCGCUUGGAACCUUGUCCUUCUCUCUCAUCUUAUCAAGUACUUGCUUAGCUUUGUCUACAUUACCCCCCUCUACAUGUAGGUGUAGAGUCGUAAGAGUAUGAUCUGAGUUUCAGGAAGCCAGUUUUUCGUUUAGUUGAGAAACUCGAGUGUUAUUCUUAGAUCCUCAGGCAAUUCUUCCACUACAACCGCCUCUAUCCUCAAGCAUAAGCUCGAAAAUCUGUAGUCCCUCGCGAGUCUUCCCAAUCGAGCAGAACCAGUGUGUUGGUGUGACAAAAUCCCAACGAAACACCUGCCCUUUUCAUCUCAUGAAACAAAUCAAGAGCGAGUCCAUAUCUUUAGACUCGCAGAACAUAAAAUUAGAGCAUUGUAGGUGUGAGUAAGAUCACUGAAGGUAUAACAUGGAGCUUGGAUCCCUUGCCAGCAUUCUGCCACGGCAGGGGAUCAUUCAUCAAGAUCCUAGUAGCUCUACCAACUUUUGCAAAGAGCAUGAAUCAAAGUGUUUUUACACACACUACAUUAACCUUGAAAACUGUGGUUCUUCACUAUCUGCAGCAGCUUUAAACCCUUCUCGGAUUCUAUUCCUUGAGCAAUAGCCUUUCAUCUCAAACCAGUUUCCGGAAUAUUUUUCAUCUUUAAAACUUCCCAACAUUAUCAAGUCUUCCUUUCACCAAAAACAUUACUAGUAAAAAUCCCUUCUUUGAAAAAGGCUUUCUUCUUCUUCUUCUUCUUCUUGGAUGUAUAAACGAGAGGUGGAGCAGAGCUGCCUUAGCCUUCUUCAACUAUGCAAUUCUUACUCAAAACUCACUCAAAUUCAUGCAAGAAUUCUCAAGCUCGGUUUGCUCAACAACCCUUUGGUCCUCACCAAAUUCACCUCCAUUUCUUCUGCUCUAAACGCAAUCCACUAUGCCUGUUCUCUCAUCUUCUCCCCUGAAUCACACCCGUAUAACCAUGACGCCUUUCUUUUCAACACCAUUAUCGAAGCUUUUGCAGAAUCCACUCAAUUUAAGCGCACUAGCAUAUUUUACUACAACAAAAUGCUUACACAUGGCUUCAAACCAAAUAACUACACCUACCCUUUCGUCUUCAAGGCUUGUGCCGGCAUUCGCGACUUCAAUCUUGGCAAAUCCGUCCAGGGGUCGGUUUUGAAACUCGGAUUUCACGGUGAAUCGCAUGUUGUCAACGCAAUGCUUCACAUGUAUUGCUGUUGUGAAGAUGGGAUUCAGUUUGCAGAGAAGGUGUUCGAGGAAAUGCCUAAGAGAAAUUCAGUCCCUUGGAGCACGAUGAUGGGCGGGUAUGUGAGGAGGGGAAUGUCUGCUGAAGCUAUCAACUUGUUCAGAGCGAUGCAGACUGCGGGGGUGAGGCCGGAUGAGAUCACUAUGGUGAUGGUGCUAUCGGCCUGUGCUGACCUCGGAGCCCUUGAGCUCGGGAGGUGGGUGGAAUUAUACGUCGAGAGGGAGAGGCUUGAGAUGAGAGAGAAGCUCUGCAAUGCCUUGGUAGACAUGUUUGCUAAAUGUGGUGAUGUUGAUAGUGCAUUGAGGUUGUUCAACAACAUGUCUCUAAGUAAAAGGAGUAUUGUUUCUUGGACUUGUGUGAUUUCUGGCAUGGCAUUGAACGGGCGUGGUUUGGAGGCCGUUGCCCUCUUUGAGGAAAUGAGACGAGCCGGGGUUGUCCCUGACAGCGUUGCGUUCUUGUGCUUGCUCACUGCUUGCAGCCACUCUGGUUUAGUCGAGGAGGGGAAGCAUUAUUUCAAUUCAAUGGAGAGAGAUUACGCCAUUGCUCCAAAAAUAGAGCACUACGGAUGUAUGGUGGAUCUGCUAAGCAGGGUCGGAUUAACUGAACAAGCUCUCGAGUUCAUAAACACAAUGCCAAUGGCGCCAAAUCCAGUCAUAUGGCGAACUUUGGUAUCUUCGCCUCAUGCUCAAGCUCAUCUCCUUCUUGGUGAAAGAGUCACCAUGGAUCUCAUCAAGGCCGAGCCUAUGCAAGAGGCGAACUAUGUGAUGCUCGCGUCCAUCUAUGCCAAGCUCUCGGAUUGGAAAAGGAAAACCAGAGUUAGGGAAGCAAUGAAGAAGAAAGGGAUCAAGAAAAUCCCAGGAAGCACCAUGAUUGAGCUCGGUGAUGGGAUUUACGAGUUUGUUGCUGGCGAUAAAUCUCAUAAAGAGCACUCCCAGAUUUACGAGAUGGUGGAGGAGAUGGAGAGGAAGAUGAGAGCUGUAGGAUACGUUUCUACAAUGACGAAUGUGUUGCUCGACAUUGAGGAAGAAGAUAAAGAGGGUGCUUUGAAUAAGCAUAGUGAGAAGCUGGCCAUUGCAUUUGCGCUGCUUAAAACUAGUCCAAGAUCGACUAUUCGGAUAGUGAAGAAUCUGCGGGUUUGUGUGGAUUGUCACUCUGCUACUAAACUCAUAUCUCUCAUAUAUAAUAGACAGAUAGUAGUGAGAGAUAGGAACAGGUUUCAUCACUUUAAAGAUGGAUUCUGCUCCUGCAAAGAUUUCUGGUAAUCUUUAAUGCAAGCUUGCAGUUGCUGCUUCUUCAAGUUGAUAUAUUUCAUCUUUUAAUAAGUAAAUCAUUUAAUUUUUUUUUGAAA
Salvia splendens (bonfire salvia) is the source of this 2783-nucleotide messenger RNA. RefSeq names its product pentatricopeptide repeat-containing protein At5g66520. Gene Ontology annotation, biological process: RNA modification. Gene Ontology annotation, molecular function: RNA binding; protein binding; zinc ion binding. Bases 937 to 2697 code for a protein of 586 amino acids. NCBI's taxonomy places the organism in Eukaryota, Viridiplantae, Streptophyta, Magnoliopsida, Lamiales, Lamiaceae. The transcript has a single exon. The record is from RefSeq and is a predicted model, not a curated record.